CAGCGGAAGUAAGCAACAAACGUUGAGUAGCGUGAGCUGAAAGCACGUUUUGAAAUAGCGGAAAGACAACAUUGUAGUCGUAGCGCAAAUACAUAUUUGUUUGUAAUUAUCAGUAAUGUCUUCCGUUGAUUCUUAUAGGGAGUUUGUUAAAGAACGACUAAAUGCUGCUGCUGAAGAAAUAUUAGGAGUUUUUAUGAAAGCUAUCAUCCAGUACGAGGAACAGAUCGACCGUCAGCGCAGACUGUUGGAUAUCGUUUGGAAACCUGAAAUAAAGUUACACCGAAUAGAGCUACCACAGCAACAUUUCUGUGAGGAGGAGAAGGAGGUUCCUGCUUACCAGCAGCUCUGUAUUCAGGAGAGGAACUCCAGUCUGAAACAAGAGGACCCAGAGCCUCCACAAGUUAAAGAGGAAUCGGUGGAACCCCGCAUCAGUCAGGAGGGAGAGCAGCUUGUAGUGAAGCAGGAGACUUCUACUUAUGAGGAAAGUGACCUCAGUGGAGAUCAGACUAUUUACGUGAAACCUGAUGACACUUUAAGUUCAGUGGAGAUAGAGUCUGUGUUCAGCAUACCAGUUAUAAGCUCUGUGCUACAUGAUGCAACCAGUGAUCACCAGCUCCUCUCUGAUGUUCAAGCAGAGCCAAAACAACAGAACAGACCCCAUGAAACCAGAAUUCUUAUUAACAAUGUAACCAGCCUUUACGUGGACCAACAGGACCCAGAGCCUCCGCAGGUUAAAGAGGAACCGGAGGAACUCUGCACCAGUCAGCAGGGAGAGCAGCUUGUAGUGAAGCAGGAGACUCCUACUUAUGAAGAAAGUGACCACAGCAAACAUCAGACUAUGUACUUGAAUCCUGAUCACACUUUAAGCGCAGCAGAGACAGAGUCUCCAGUCAUCAUACCAGUUAUAAUCUCUGAGCUACAUGAUGCAACCAGUGACCACCAGCUCCUCUCUGAUGAUCGCUGCAGGCAUAGAGACUCAGGAUCAACAACAAGGGCAGAGCCAAACCAACAGAAAAGUCAACAUAAAACCACAAGUCAAAUGAACAAUGUAAGCAGCCCUAACCUGUUUGAGGAUAACUGUAAUACUGACCAAGGUAAAAAGUCUUUCAAAUGUGACACCGUUUGUGGUAAAGCUUUUGGAGAGGGUUGUAAGUUGACACUCCACAUGAGAACCCACACAGGUGAGAAGCCAUACGCUUGCAGUACUUGCAAGAAAAGAUUUUCUGACAGUUCAACAUACAAAAGGCAUAUGAGAAUCCACACAGGUGAGAAGCCGUACGCUUGUAAGGUUUGUGGGACCGCUUUCGCACGUCAUGAUUACUUGAAAAAACACAUGAAAUCCCACGCAGUUUAGAAUCAACAUUCUUGCAAAAUAUCAGGAAAUGGUUUCAAAAUGAGUCGUGACCUGAAAAUACACAUGAGAAUCCAAAACAGCUGAGAAGCUGUAGACUUUGUAUACGUGGCAGAGCUUUAAGACAGAGUGGUGAAUUGAUCAUCCACAUGACAAUCUAACACAGGUGAAAGAUUUUGGAUGUAAUAGUAGCUUGUUGGCCACAUGAGAAAAGGCCACUUUGGUGCAAAGCUCUUAAAAAGAUUUUUUUUUAAAACACUGAGCUGAUACUCCAGUAGAAAUGUGCUGGUCAACUGAAGGAAAUGCACCUUUGCAGCAGCAACAUCUCUGUCCCUGAAUGUAAAGUAUUUUCCACACAGAUUAGAUUUGAAUAUGUUAAGGUAAAGUUUCCUUUGAUAUGACUGGAUUAAAAUAAUGAUGUGAUCCUGAUUGUUGUUGUUUUUUUCAAAUGUCCAUUUAUAAAAUAUGUCUGAAUGACUUUACAGUUUAAGACGCACUCAAAAUCUAGCAUGUGAUAGUUCUAUAUGAACAGUCCAAAACAUUUUUACAAAAAGUCAGAUUUUACAUUUGAAAUCGGCUGGCUUCUGUUUUAAACUACCAUGAAAAACAUCAUGUUGAAUGUAGGUGUGCCGUCUUGCUUUUUUAUUUCUUUUCUUUUUUUUUUUUUUAACAAACUCCCACAUUUAUAGACCUGGCCACAUUUUUGGAAAUUCCCUUAAAUGACAUGCUGUAAUUUGCUGUCAAUGGUGUUACAGCCGCCUCUGUAACCAACGAAAAUGGGGGACCAGAUCAGUCGAGUAAAAUUAAAUGAGCAUUAAAAAAUUUUUUUUUAAA
Messenger RNA from Centropristis striata (black sea bass), 2185 nucleotides. Its product is annotated as zinc finger and SCAN domain-containing protein 31-like. The coding region runs from base 116 to 1354 and encodes 412 amino acids. The record is from RefSeq and is a predicted model, not a curated record. The transcript is spliced from 2 exons. Gene Ontology annotation, biological process: regulation of transcription by RNA polymerase II. Gene Ontology annotation, molecular function: DNA-binding transcription factor activity, RNA polymerase II-specific; RNA polymerase II cis-regulatory region sequence-specific DNA binding. NCBI's taxonomy places the organism in Eukaryota, Metazoa, Chordata, Actinopteri, Perciformes, Serranidae.